ACCCAAAAAGGUUUAACUCUAUUUUCUCUUCCUUUUACUCUUUCUCCUCCUCCUCCUCCUUCUUCUUCUUCUUCUUCUUCUUCUUCUCUCCAUUUCCCAAAUGAAACUUCUUUGCUCCUUUGCUUCCUCAUUCUCAUUCUUCACAAGUUUUCUUUGUUCAUGCAAGAUCCAAAGAGCUCUCACUCAAGGAAACGCUGGUACCAAAGAGCAAUGGACAUGGCAACUCACCAAUGGAAAACAAUUUCCAAGCCUUCAGAAAUUCAUGCAACAACGGCAAUAAAUCCAAAACCUUGGAAACAAAAUAAUAUUUCAACCAAUUCCAAGUCCACUGAUCACAUUCCUGGAGCAAACUGUACUCUCUGGAAAGCAGUUUCCAGGCACCCUGGAGAAGUUCCUGGAAAUGGGAAUAGAGCUUCAGGAAAGCUGAGGAAAUGUACAUCCCUUCGGGUUGCCACGUCAUUCACUCGCGUAUGUUUGUGCGCUCCAAUUUCGUCCUAUAACGAGGUUUUUAGAGCCGACAUUCCUCCUAGGAGAAGCAACAGCUAUCCUAGGUCGAAGGCGUUCCCUGGAAACUCAUAUCAGGAGAGGAUCACUAAUGGUAAUACCAGUAAUGGUAUUACAGGGAGUGUUGUGAGUAGGUUAAGCACGGAAGGAAGGCGCGUUUUUCGAGGGAAAUCGUUGACAGAUGAUGUUUUGAUGAGAAGAUUUGUGGUGGAAGAAGAAGCAAUGAUGCAAGUGAGGAGGAGGAAUCAAAUGGAAGUUAUAAGGAGGAGAAGCAUGAUGAGAAGGAAGAAGCUUGGACCAAGUCCUUUGAGUAGAAUGAUUUUGGCUGAAAAAGAAGAACAAGAUCAGAAUUGACUUGAUGCGUUGAAAAAGGUUUU
This is a messenger RNA of Pistacia vera, 881 nucleotides long. RefSeq lists its product as uncharacterized. The transcript is spliced from 2 exons. The record is from RefSeq and is a predicted model, not a curated record. The coding region runs from base 160 to 858 and encodes 232 amino acids. NCBI's taxonomy places the organism in Eukaryota, Viridiplantae, Streptophyta, Magnoliopsida, Sapindales, Anacardiaceae.